AUGAUCACUUACUACGUCACAAAACAACAUGGAAGACAUGUUUGCGAAAUGUCUAAAACUGAGAAAAUGAAAACAGUCAAUGUCAUGUGACAAGAGAACAUGUAUCUAAAAUAUAUAACAGAAUAAAUCAUAGCAAAGAUACCGACAUGUCAUCAAGUCCACAUUUGGUGGCAAGUCUUCAUCAUACCAUAGCCACUCACACAUCCGAUGUCAAUUCCGUAGCCUUUUCACCUGAUGGGAAGUUAGCUACAGCUUCUGGAGACAAAACAGUGAGAUUAUGGGAUACGGAAGAUUUCACUGAACUCUCUGCUUCACCACUUGUCGGUCAUGCUUAUUACGUUCAUUGUUGCACAUUUUCACCAUUUGGAACAAUUCUAGCAACAUGUUCUACCGAUGGCAAACUUAUUCUUUGGGAUGUCAAGUCAGGGAAUAAGGUGGCUACAUUUCAACAUACCAGCAAACAGAGCAUUAGAGUGUGCCGAUUUUCUCCAGACACAAAGUAUAUUGUAUCUGGAAGUGAUGACGAAACUCUGGCUUUAUGGGACAUUUCUACGAAGACUUUAGUCAGGUCUUACAACACUUGCCAUGAUGCCUCAGUAGUGGCCUGUUCCUUUACACCUGACAGCACAUUCAUUAUAUCAGGGAGUAGCAAUGGGGAUCUGAGAGUCUGGGAUGCUAAAUAUGGGCAUGGGAAAGUUUUGACCUAUGUUCUAGAAGGUCACGACCUUGGGGUCACAAGCUGUGACUUUGCCCCACACACAAAGGUGGAGAACAGUGGGGUCAAUGAAUGUGUCACUUAUAGGGUGGCCACCUCUGGGCAAGACAAUUUGGUGAAAAUCUGGGAAAUGACUGCAGAUCUAAGCUGCACUUCAGUGGUCUUGAAACAAAAGCUGACUUUCAAGGGACAUGAAGGGACAGUCAAUUUCUGCUGUUUUUCCCUGGAUGGAAACUUACUGGCAUCUGCAUCUAUUGACAAGACAGUUAGAAUUUGGGACCCAUCCACUACUCAGCAGCUGUGUGUUGUGGAGGGACAUACUCGUUACAUCACAUGUUGUGCUUUCUCCAGCGAUAGUCGUCUUCUGGCCUCCGGAUCCAAUGACAAGUUAGUCAUGAUCUGGAAAAUCACUACACAGGAGGACUGCAUAGAUAAUUACCAGGAACCACAAUGUGCUAUGAAGGUAGAGAAACAAGAGGAUGCCCACAAACACUUGGAGUCCUGGUCUGCAGAGGACGUUGGUGAUUGGCUGGUUCAUAUUGAGCUCAGCCAAUACAAAGACUCGUUUGUGUCUAAUGCUAUAAUUGGGACAGAACUCUGUAACAUGGAUGACAAGACCCUGAUAGAUUUAGGUGUUUCUGCUUUAGGACACAGAAAUAAGAUUUUACGCUGCAUUAAAACCGCCCAGAACAAACCCACCAUUACCAGGAGUGUUUCCAAUAUCUCAGAUAAUGGAAUUCCUGAUGAGUAUUUAUGUCCUAUAACCAGGGAAUUAAUGAAGGACCCAGUGAUGGCUGAGGAUGGCUACACCUACGAGCGGUCAGCUAUCCAGGGAUGGAUAAACAAGGGGAAGGACAUUAGCCCAAUGACCAGUAUACCUCUGAAAACCAAGCACCUUAUACCAAACCGAAGUCUGAAGAUGUUGAUUCAACACUAUUUGGAAAGUGGAAAAGUAUAGGGUAGACAAACUAUCCAAAAAACUUAACACCUUAUACGAAUCAAAAGCUUGAAGAUUCUGGUACAAUGAUAUCGAGAAAGGGGAAAAAAGGAAAAAAUUUUGUUUGUUGUGUUCUCUCAAAAGAAAGACCAAGUUCAGAAACAAGAGUGACCCUCCUCCCCCUUCCCCCUCUAAA
Saccostrea cuccullata (small rock oyster) is the source of this 1848-nucleotide messenger RNA. Its product is annotated as WD repeat, SAM and U-box domain-containing protein 1-like. Gene Ontology annotation, biological process: protein ubiquitination. NCBI's taxonomy places the organism in Eukaryota, Metazoa, Mollusca, Bivalvia, Ostreida, Ostreidae. Gene Ontology annotation, molecular function: ubiquitin-protein transferase activity; protein binding. The coding region runs from base 147 to 1673 and encodes 508 amino acids. The transcript is spliced from 11 exons. The record is from RefSeq and is a predicted model, not a curated record.